UGUAAAUUAAGAAGCAUAAUCCAAGGAGUACAGUGUAAUGCAGCACCUCCAAACACUGAGGAGCUGUCCUGCUGUUUGGUAAACCCAUGUAGAGGUUUCCAAUUUUACAGAGGUACUUCUUAAUUCUUACCAUGACUUAAAUUGUCACCAUUUACAAUUGGUCUUAGUCCACUAGGUCAUCUCAGCUGAUGAACUUAGAGGCACUUCAAACCCCAACCAAAGAGCCCACUUUUUGUUUUAUUUUAUUUUUAAACUCUUCUGUCCCCGCAGUACAUGUUUCUUCUUUAUGGAAGAAAGGCUAUUAUAAAAAUAAAAGUAUGAUUCUGAAUACUUUACCAUCAUAAAAGGAUGGUCUGUGUUAAGCAGGAUUGAGGCUGGUUUGUAUAAAGAAAAUGGACUGAUGGAAAGAAAAUGGUAUAUAAAGGUGGCUUCUAGCAGUUAAUGUUCAAAGAAAACAAGCACAUUGGAAAUGUUUAAUACAUUUUACAGCUUUGCACUUGGUUGUGAACUGUAAUUGUGGAUUUUUGCAGUCUUGUUACAAGCCACCUUGUGCGUCGUGCGGCGUUAGGGAAAGGAGUUGGGAGAAACGUGAGGCAAGUGUGAAUAUCCUCUGUUACUCCAAACCCCACGCGCAUGCAAUCGCAUGGAGUGUUAAUGUAGAGUAGCUUUCCAUUUGUCAUGAGACCUUUAAGUUAGUGUGGCUGAAUUAUGUUACUGGUGGGAUCUCUAAAAGGAAUCUGGUGGUAUAUUUUAAGCUAUGGAGCAGUAGUACAUAACCUUGAAUUUUGUCACGUUGUGUGGUUUUUCAGUCUAUCAAAUGGACAGCUAACACAUUACACUUCACAGCUGCUUUAACGUCACUUGCAUAGGAGCAAAACCGCGCCUGCAUAGGAUGCUGAUUUCUUUAUUUCAGAGUUCUGGAGGCACCUAGUAGGAGACUUUUCUUUGGCAAGGAAUUAAGGACACAUUUCAAUCAAAUAUGACUUUCUUUGUAAUCAGUGCAUUUCCAGUAUCAAGCCAGCUGGUUCCUCGUAAUAAAACCAAAAUUCAUGAGCUGACAGUGAAAGCCUUUCUUCCAGCUAUGCACUUUGCCACCAUCCCGAACUUCCUGCAUGAUAAACAUGAAAGCCAGCUUUGUCCUUGUCUGAAUCAUAGAGCAUAUCCAAAAGCAUUUCACUUGCUUUGUUGAGAUCUUUUACUAAUGAUAUUGUUUUAUUUUCUCUCUUGUUUUUGGUUUUUACCACUGAUAUUGUAUUUAGAAGGUUUCAGGUGGGUGAAAACUGCUAUUCCAUGCGUAAGGUGCCUCGCUGAAGGGAGCUCGAGGCCUGGAUCUAGGCAGACAUGCACCUCCUCCUCUUCCAGCAAGGAACGCACCGAAAAGUCACAUGAGAAAUAUGGCAUGUUACCUAAAAGCUAUUGAGACGCAGCCAAACUUUGCAGUGGCAUGGAGUAAUCUUGGGUGUGUAUUUAAUGCACAAGGAGAGAUCUGGCUCGCAAUUCAUCAUUUUGAGAAGGCGGUAACUCUCGAUCCUAAUUUUCUGGAUGCCUACAUUAAUUUGGGAAAUGUCCUUAAAGAGGCUCGUAUAUUUGACAGAGCUGUGGCAGCAUAUUUACGAGCUCUUAGCCUCAGCCCAAAUCAUGCUGUAGUUCAUGGAAAUUUGGCUUGUGUCUACUAUGAACAAGGGCUUAUUGAUCUAGCCAUUGACACAUACCGAAGGGCUAUAGAGCUUCAACCACACUUUCCUGAUGCCUAUUGCAAUCUUGCCAAUGCUCUCAAGGAAAAAGGCAGUGUGGUUGAUGCAGAAGAAUGCUACAAUACUGCUCUUCGCCUCUGUCCAACUCAUGCUGAUUCUUUAAACAACCUUGCAAACAUUAAACGAGAACAAGGAAACAUUGAGGAGGCUGUACGUCUCUAUAGGAAAGCUCUUGAGGUUUUCCCAGAGUUUGCAGCAGCUCAUUCAAAUCUGGCCAGUGUUCUGCAACAACAAGGAAAGCUUCAAGAAGCUCUCAUGCAUUACAAGGAAGCCAUUCGAAUCAGUCCAACAUUUGCUGAUGCCUAUUCAAACAUGGGUAACACACUGAAGGAGAUGCAAGAUGUCCAAGGAGCAUUGCAAUGCUAUACCAGAGCAAUUCAGAUCAAUCCAGCAUUUGCUGAUGCUCAUAGUAACCUUGCAUCCAUUCAUAAGGACUCUGGUAAUAUACCAGAAGCAAUUGCUUCGUACAGAACUGCUCUGAAGCUUAAACCAGAUUUCCCAGAUGCAUAUUGCAACUUGGCACAUUGUCUUCAGAUUGUCUGCGAUUGGACUGAUUACGAUGAACGAAUGAAGAAAUUAGUCAGUAUUGUUGCAGAUCAGCUGGAUAAGAACAGACUUCCAUCUGUACAUCCACACCAUAGUAUGCUGUAUCCAUUGUCUCAUGGUUUUAGGAAAGCUAUUGCCGAAAGGCAUGGAAACCUGUGUUUAGACAAAAUAAAUGUUCUUCACAAGCCACUUUAUGAGCAUCCAAAGGAUUUGAAAGCCAGUGAUGGAAGACUAAGGGUGGGCUAUGUGAGCUCAGAUUUUGGAAAUCACCCUACCUCUCAUUUGAUGCAGUCAAUACCUGGCAUGCAUAAUUCAGAUAAAUUUGAGAUCUUCUGUUAUGCACUUAGUCCUGAUGAUGGUACAAACUUUCGUGUAAAAGUUAUGGCAGAAGCAAACCACUUCAUUGACUUGUCCCAGAUUCCUUGUAAUGGAAAAGCCGCUGAUCGCAUACAUCAGGAUGGAGUCCAUAUUCUAGUUAAUAUGAAUGGCUACACCAAAGGAGCACGGAAUGAACUAUUUGCACUAAGAGCAGCUCCAAUUCAGGCUAUGUGGCUGGGAUAUCCUGGAACUAGUGGGGCACCAUUCAUGGAUUAUAUUAUCACUGACAAAGAGACUUCUCCAACUGACGUUGCUGAACAGUACUCUGAGAAAAUGGCAUAUAUGCCCCACACUUUUUUCAUUGGCGAUCAUGCCAACAUGUUCCCUCAUCUAAAGAAAAAGGCUGUGAUAGACUUCAAAUCCAAUGGCCAUAUCUAUGACAACAGAAUAGUUCUAAAUGGGAUAGAGUUAAAAGCAUUUUUGGAAACUCUUCCUGAUGUAAAAAUUGUGAAGAUGAAAGGAUCAGAGAGUGCAGAUAGUGCUGAUAGUAACUCUGCAUUAAACAUGCCAGUUAUCCCAAUGAACACAAUUGCAGAAGCCAUCAUUGAAAUGAUCAAUAGAGGACAAAUCCAGAUAACUAUUAAUGGAUUUAAUAUUAGCAACGGCCUGGCAACAACACAGAUAAAUAAUAAAGCAGCUACAGGCGAAGAGGUUCCUCGUACCAUUAUUGUUACCACACGCUCACAGUAUGGUCUGCCAGAAGAUGCUGUGGUGUACUGCAACUUUAACCAGCUAUACAAGAUAGACCCUCCUACUUUGCAGAUGUGGGCAAAUAUUCUGAAGAGAGUUCCAAAUAGUGUUCUUUGGCUGUUAAGGUUUCCUGCAGUAGGAGAGCCUAAUAUUCAACAGUAUGCCCAGAACAUGGGGCUGCCACAGUCCAGAAUAAUCUUCUCCCCAGUUGCACCUAAAGAAGAACAUGUUCGAAGAGGACAGUUGGCUGAUGUUUGUUUAGAUACACCAUUGUGCAAUGGGCACACCACUGGAAUGGAUGUCCUUUGGGCAGGGACACCAAUGGUCACUAUGCCAGGUGAUACACUUGCAUCUAGGGUUGCAGCUUCACAGCUGACCUGUCUUGGAUGUCCAGAAUUAAUUGCUAAAAGCAGGCAAGAAUAUGAAGAUACAGCUGUAAAACUGGGAACUGACCUAGAAUACCUGAAAAAGAUCCGUGCAAAAGUUUGGAGGCAAAGGAUAUCUAGUCCUCUCUUCAAUACCAAGCAGUAUACUAUGGAUUUGGAGAGAUUAUACCUACUAAUGUGGGAGCAUUUUGCAGCCGGCAAUAAACCUGAUCAUCUCCUCAAGCCUGUGGAAACCACUGAAUCUGCAUAACCAGGAAUGCUCUUAAUCUUGGAUAUUUCUUGCUAGUAAAUUUUCACAGUGAAGUCAUCUUACUGUGGAGACACGUGGACAUUGUCGUUAAUUUUUCUUUUGGCUAAACUUACAGGGAAUCUUGCAAAUCGCCAUCCAAUUACAACUCCAUGGACCGUUAUUUGUUCUUGGAGAAUUUUAGUUUUGUCUUUGCAAUAUGCAUACUUCAAGUUUGGGCUUUUAAACAUGAGUUUGUGUGUGUCUGCUAGCUCAAAAAUGAAUCUCAGCUUGAAUCUUGUAGCUAACUGUGCAGGUUGAAAGAGGUAAAAAAAAAAAAAUCACAAAGCAUCAUUAAUGGUGUUCUAGUCCUUUUUAUAGGUUUUAUAAACCACUUGUAGCCUUUUAAUGUCUGGCAUUUGUUUACAAGCAGGCCUGUUUGGGAAAAGUUUCAUUUAAAUCAGAGCACACACAAAGUGUCUCCCUUCAGACAUUUGCUUGAUUUGACAAUUACUCAGCCUGACUUCAUAUUAAACCUGUAUUAUCCCAACUCAUUAAGUGUAAGUUGUACGAAUGGUAGGUGCGCAGCUGAAAUGAACUGUGCUAUGGAGGAGUGUAAAGCACACGUACUGCAAAUUUCUGAUAGAUGUCCCACAUAUUUAAUGGACUAAACGAGAUUUAUUUGGUGUAUGUACUUGUACUUUGCACGCUGUGGACUCCUUGAAAUGUUGCUCAUACAGAAAUUUGUUUGGGAAAUAUUAAUUUUUCAUUUACUGUGUGGAUGUAACGCAUUGUUUGUGUGGAAAAUAAGCAUGUGCCGCAACAGAUUAGAUAAGUUAAUGCGCCUCUGCACAUUGCCUAUUUGAUUUAAUAAACUCAGUUGGCUUUUU
Molecule: messenger RNA, 4870 nt
Organism: Hyla sarda
Lineage: Eukaryota; Metazoa; Chordata; Amphibia; Anura; Hylidae
Gene: OGT
Product: O-linked N-acetylglucosamine (GlcNAc) transferase
Exons: 19
Coding region: 1386-4004 (872 amino acids)
Biological process (GO): protein O-linked glycosylation
Molecular function (GO): protein binding; protein N-acetylglucosaminyltransferase activity
Source: RefSeq, a predicted model, not a curated record